Molecule: messenger RNA, 546 nt
Organism: Haemonchus placei
Lineage: Eukaryota; Metazoa; Nematoda; Chromadorea; Rhabditida; Trichostrongylidae
Source: the annotation of a GenBank genome assembly
AUGUUAUUCAAAAAGGCUUUUGAGCGUCGAAUGGCGGCUACAUUCGUCGGUAUCGGUCGGUUAAUCGGUCGAUGUCCAGCAACCGUCAUCACCUUGUCUAUGCUGAGUAGCGCCAUUCUUAGCAUCGGCUUCAUUCGAUUCGAGGAGGUCAACAAUGUUCGCACCGAGUAUUCGCCCCUUAAUAGCCCCAGUCGACGGGAGUACGCCGUGGCAGAAGCUUUCUUGAACCAGAAUGGCACUCUCGAUCCAUCGUACGUGAUGAUAACGGCAACGGAUGGCGGUUCACUUCUACGGGAAACACAUCGACAACGUCUGGUAGAGCUGGUAAAAGCUCUCCAGGACAACAUCACUGUGGAAUCACACGGUCACAGCUUCGAAUUUCGCGACCUCUGUGAACCCUACUGUGAAAUGAGUACCGCCUUUUUGGCAUUUAUGAAACUUUAUGAUCCUGAAAACCCUACCACCUACACUUAUCCGCAAGUAGAGAUUUUCGGAGCACAAGUAUUUAUAGGUAAGUUCUACAACGGAAGCAUUGUAUUUUCUUGA